Messenger RNA from Eleginops maclovinus (Patagonian blennie), 1253 nucleotides. Its product is annotated as rano class II histocompatibility antigen, A beta chain-like. Lineage: Eukaryota; Metazoa; Chordata; Actinopteri; Perciformes; Eleginopidae. The transcript is spliced from 5 exons. Gene Ontology annotation, biological process: antigen processing and presentation; immune response. Gene Ontology annotation, cellular component: MHC class II protein complex; membrane. The coding region runs from base 93 to 845 and encodes 250 amino acids. The record is from RefSeq and is a predicted model, not a curated record.
AAAAAAAUGUGCUCAAGCAAUCCGCUUAACUUCCUCAUGCUUUCGGUUCUACAUUGUCUCCUGUCCGAUCUAACAUUUUCAUUUCUCUCGACAUGGGUAUAAAGUGCUUGUUUUCAGUGCUGUUUUCAAUCCUUUUAUUUUCAAGAGCCGAUGCUCUUUUUGGUCAUGGUUUGCUUCAGUGCCAGUUUACUACCUUGGAUGACGUUGUUUAUUUGGAACAAAUUUUCUUCAAUAAAGUGCUACAAAUCCAAUACAACAGCACUUUAGGGAAGUAUACCGGCUACACAGACAAAACACGAGAUAUUGCAAAUGGCCUCAACAAAAAUCCAUCUUUAUUAAUAGAAGAAAAAAGGCAUGAACAGAAUUGCAAAAAACACGUCCCAUUGUUUUUUGAUAUCUUUUCAAAACCAGACGUCCAUGUCGAGCCCUCUGUCAGGGUGAGGUCAGUGAAAACAGCGAGCGGCCAUCACCCACGCAUGCUCAUCUGCAGUGUGCACUACUUUUAUCCCAAAUCAAUCCGAGUGACUUGGCUGAGGAACGGGAAGGAGAUGACAUCUGAUGUUUCUUCCACUGAGAAACUAUCAAAUGGGGAUUGGCACUAUCAGAUCCACUCUUACCUGGAGUUCACACCUGUACCUGGAGAGAAAAUCACCUGCAUGGUUGAUCACGGCCUCCUCAUGAAACCCAAGCUUUGCGAUUGGGACCCCAGAACUGAGUCAGAGAACAACAAGAUUGCUGUUGGGACAGCAGGGCUGCUGCUGGGUCUGGUAUUUUGUGUUGCUGGGCUGAUUUACUACAAGAGGAAGACUUAUGGUCGAGAGUUGGUGCCUGUUAAUUCAAUUUAAAGCAACCUUUUAUUGAAGUUUGAGAAAAAUAGUUACAAAAUAUUUGGUUCAAAUCUUACUUUCACUGUUUACAUUAUGAUGAUUUAAGUGGGCUCAUUUAUCAUGAGAGGGUUUGAUUAAAUCCUGAAAAAAGGAGUUCAGAUCAUUGAAAAGAACGUGAAAAGACAAUGAACUGUUAAUUUUGUUCUGUAUAAUGAAGAACAAUAAAUAAUGAAACAAAUGUUGUUUUGUAAGCCGGACAUGUUUAUGGGCCAUGCAAUAAUCACUUGAUCUGAUAAACUUUAUGUACUCGAUGAUAUAAAAUCAGCCAUAUUGUAUGAUUCAUGUAUGCUCAAUAAAUCACUUUUCCUGCGUUUUGCUUUAAAAAUUAAAUAAAUCUGUAACCAACAGAGAAAAUUGGUACUUUAU